Toxoplasma gondii ME49 is the source of this 6696-nucleotide messenger RNA. RefSeq lists its product as hypothetical. Lineage: Eukaryota; Apicomplexa; Conoidasida; Eucoccidiorida; Sarcocystidae. The record is from RefSeq and is a predicted model, not a curated record. The transcript has 13 exons. Bases 2072 to 5563 code for a protein of 1163 amino acids.
CGUGAUACCCAUUCUUGGAAGAUGUAAGGGAAUACUUCAGCGCACUGGGCUGGAAGUAACAAGCUGAGAGAGUUCCCACAGUCAACAAGACACAUGAACAUUAAUAGGUGUCUGGCGGCAUAGUUGAAAAUAGCAGAAGAACAACGUGCAUCGGAGACACAAAGUUCAACACGCCGAAGGUGUGCUGUCGCCAUCGUGCGGAGCUGUAGAAUUCAUGGAGAACCCCGGAGGGCAGCCAACGAGUUGAUCAUUUCAAGGUAAACAGCCAUAUUUUCUCGCGGACAGGGGUAACAUACCGUUUGCCAGAAAUUCUGUAGCAGCCAACAUCUAGGUAACAUCGUGAAAAAGCGGAAAUGUCUUCAACUCAUACACUGGAUGUUUGGCUUCGAUCACAAGCUAGUUUUCCGGAGAGCUCGUACAAGGAACCCUGGAACCUUCGCCUCUUUCAGGAAACUCUAGUCCGCCUCGCGCGGGAAAAGAAGCUCCAUCUGUUCGAAUGCAAAUAUCACUCUUCAUUCCACUUUGUAACAAUGAGGAACGACGAUGGUUUGCCCGUGUUUUCAUCGAAGAAAACGAAGCGGUUCUCAACACCGUGUGACCACCUCGGAGCCGAGGAACCGCGGAAAAUUACACGUCUUUCACCCUUGGUUUAGGGACUUGGAAAAUGUCUCAGUCCACGCCACCGUUUCUACGUUUCUAAACCCUAAGAUCAGACCGAAAUCAGAGAUUCACGUUCGAAGUCUCGAAUUUGCACCUGAGGCAGUUGGUCAGUUUUACGCUUUACACCCUCGUACAUCGCCUGGUCUGUCUUCCUCAUGCAACUCCCUCCAAUAUCACGGCCAGGCGUUUCAUUUUCCUUGGCCGAAAAUCUAGGUAUCAUGUCUUGUUACCUGACCCUUCGAAGCAGUCUGUCGAUAUCCUUCUGAACGCGAGACUCCGUCUCAAGUGCCCUCCCAGACAUGCAGACGAAUUCCAUCGAUGCGCUUCCACAGCCGCUAAGGAUGGGUAUGAACCGCGAGAUAUCCAGAAGUACCAAAUGUGCGGAAGCCUCCGAACGCAUCUGUGAAUGGCAAUUCGAGAUUCACACGUGAACGUCAACUUCUUUCCUUCACUGCCGCGUCUCGGGUUCCUCCAGUCACCAGCGAGCAUGUCUCAUCAGAGCAUUCGUGGUAUUUCAGCGAAGCCUAGCGUCCAGUCGCGGCGCUGGAACUGUGUCGUCGGUUUUUCUCGUAUUUUCUGUUCAUGCCCUUGGCAGCCGAUCGAGCGCUGUCGCGGACGGAAUUGCGACUCUCUCGUCUAGCCCGAGUGAGGAGCCACAUGAGGCUUUGUUGCAAGUUGUCGGCAGCCAACUUCUUUUUCCCGUCCCUGGAAUUUCUACCUUUUAGACAAACUCGCCGUUCUGUGAGUGAUCUUUCAUGCCAAGCUUUCUCGGGGCUCGCCCUCGCUUGCUGGAAAGUGACAAUUCAAUUCGCAACACAGGAGGGGCCAACCGCAGCUGAGACUGUCUUCGUUUUUUCGCAUGUCGGGUGCAAGCGCAAGCGGCAGAAGCCGCGGGUCGACUUUUCGCAUAUUUCUCGCUGCUGAUUUCCUCUUUUUGUGUUUGAGAAGACACGCGUUUUCUCCCGGCCACCGUGGCGCAUUUUCUUUGCAAGAAUUCCGUGGUCGGAUCCUAACGGACGGCGGAUGCACGACUUACCGCAGACACGGUGGAUAUCGGGCAGCCGCGUUUCAGUCGUUUUCAGCGAAACAGGGCUGAAACUGCGGCUUUUCUUGCGAUUUUUUUCGCUUACCCGAAAGUACGUUUUGUUUUCCCUUUUCUCGGACAUUUUUCGUUCCGUAGUCGCCGACUCUUUUGCCAUUCCGGUCUCUGCGUUGUCCGCGGCACCGUUUGGUCCUUGGCAGCGGCUGACACACCGAUUCUCCAGUGUCUCUGCCCGCCCGCCGUCUUCUGUAUCCAUCUUCUUUCCGCUUCCCCGGCGUCUUACCAUUUCUUCUGCCAAUUCCCUGCGCCUGCACUUCAUUUCACCUCCUCUGUGCGCAAAUCCUUCCCACUCCUCCCUCCGCGAACCCGAUGACCAUGGCGUCCUUGUCUGUGGAGGCGAUGGGGGAGUGCCCGCCAGCUCAAAACGCCGACCACUCGCCUCUGUUGUCACCGGUUCCUCGUUCUCCUGCGAAGUCUGUCGCGCCUCUGUCAUCAGGAUCCUCCUCUGAAACUGCGAACCCCAGAUCUUCCGCAGAUCUGCCUUCCGCCGGCUCUUCGCCCCUCUCGACGCUUCCACCGACGCGGCAGAGCUCCGCGCAAGAAGGCGGCUUUUUUGGGUCGCCGCAGGACUCUCGCGCAGCGACGCCCAGCUGGAUGUGUGACGACGACCCCUUUGCGCACAUUGUCCGCCGAGCAGCGGCCCCGUCUCUCUCUCCUGGACAGAAGGGCGGCCUCGCGGCUUCUUUUUCAAGUUUCGGCGUCCCCGCCUCUCCAGACUCUCACUCCCUCGCUGCCUCGACGCUCAGCGACGGGGGGCUGCGGCCGCUGGACAGACUGACGCUGGAGAGAGGCGCGGACGCACCUGCCUGUGGAUCUUUGAGUGGGAGAACAGAACAGGGGUCUAAGGUCCGUGGAGGAGCUGAGGCCGGAAAUUUGUCGGACUUCUGUGGUCUCCGUGGGGACGCAGAUUCGGCUUUCGCUCCAAGUGGACUGUCUCCUGCGGGUGCCCCUUCCGUUGGUGCUUCGCCGCUCUUCUUCUCAGAUGCAGAUCUCCAGGUGUUGGCAGCUCCAGAAAAUCCUAAGACUCGCGCGACUCUCGCCUCCGCGGAAGAGACUUCGGACGACGGACGCGCACCACAAGACCCGCGAAAGCAGAACAACGUCCCGGACGAGCUCGAUGAAUUCUUCUCCUCUGCCCACCUCUCCCAACCGUGCGCCUGCCCUUCUUCCUCUUCUUCCUCUUCUGCCUUAUUUUCUUCUUCUUCUUUGAGGGCCGAGAGCCGGGCCGAGCAGCCACUGGCGGGGUCACUCAUCGACGGGGAGGUGGUGAUGUCUGCGAAGGAGAGCGCAGAGAGCCAUGACAGUCAAGAAGGAGACGCAGAAAAGAGAAGAGAGGAGCUGAGGCGCGACAGCCAAGCCGCCGAACAUAGUCCGACUGCUGCUGAGUCCUGGUCGAUUUUCAACAGGCAAAUGCAGGGCUGGGACAUGGUGCAGAAGGAAGGAAAGAGACCCGCCGCAGACGUCGAGGAACAGCAGCUCGAAGACGCAGGGAAAAAGACCGUCUGGGUAGUGCACCAGGGUGCGUGUACACCUGUCUCCUGGUAUGAAGACACUUCGGCCGAAGAUGUGAAAGCAGCUGUUCUGUGUGCAUGCGACGUGAUGCUGGACGACGACUUGGAAGAGCGCGAUGAGGGCAGCGGACGCGCGAAAGGCAGAACCUGUUUCGCCCUCAGACAAAUUGAACCUCUCCCUCAAACGGCAGACGUGGACUGCGAGUCGUUGUUUCUAGACGUCUGCGUAUUGCAUCUGCGAGAGGGAGAGAUGGCGAGGCCUGGCCACCUGGGGGGAGGAGACACCCCCCUGGAAACGCAGACAGGCGAGAGAGACAAUGCGAAGCAGAAAGCGCUGAAAGUCGUGAAGGGCCGCCGAGUGCGCUUCGACCAGUUCGGGCGCCUCAUGGACGGCUGCACCUACAUGUUGGAAAAAUAUCAAGAAGCCACUGAAGAAGCAGAGAAGGAGCUCGAAAAAAUGCAGUCCAUCACAGGGGAUCGUUGGCGUCGUCUUCUGAUUCCAGUGCACCCGCUUCUGCACAUUGAGAGUCAAAAGGCCUUUGAACGCAUGAUGCAAGGGACGAAUUUGUUGAAGCACACGAGUUACGGCUACCCCCAUUUGCGUCAGUUUCAGUUGUCGAUGGAUCGGCGGCGGUUGCUGUGGUACACUUCAUCGAAAGCCAAGUCUUCUUCAGUGGUGCAUCUCUCGCUGCUGCGAGGCAUUCUCUUCGGCCAGCAGUCGCCCACGUUUGAGAGCUACAGACUCCCGGGUCUGCAGCAUCUCUCCUUCUCCCUCGUCUUCUGGUCGGGCGCUUGCCCUCCGGAUCCGGAGAGCGACGAGGACGAAGACGAAGACGAAACGGAGAGGAAAACGCGGAACGCGAUUGAGCUGAAGGCGCCGAUCCCCGGGGCGAGAACUCUCGAUCUCACCUGCAAAGACGAAUUCGAAUUCGACAUGUGGAUCACCGGGCUGAAGGCCAUCAUCGCAGCCAACAAGGGCUUGCGCGUCAGCAAAAAGUUGCUGCUCUCGCACUCCAGAAGAUUCAGGCGCGCGCUGGCAAGGAAUAACGUGACAAUCAAAUUGACGGCGCUACCAGAGGUGAAGGAACCUGGGCAGGUGAACCUCGACGACUGCAUGGACUUGCCGUGGCAUCCCCCAGAGCUCCUGCAAAAGAAGUACGACGGCCUCCAACGCAGAAUUCAAGCGGCAGCUGUCGAGAUUCGGCGUCUCAACUACAAACAGCUGCCUCAUGGGCGCGGCGCCACCAUCCCCGACGUCUGCGAGCUCUCUGGAUCGGGCCCAGCGUAUGCUGGAGUGUACGGGGAGGUGGGCGAGGUUGACGACGAAGAAAUGGAACACCGCAGAAUGGUCGAGUUGCUGCACCAGGUCUUCAGCGUCCUCUCGAAUGCGCGCGGCGCUCUCAGCACCUUCAAAUCUGAAAUUGAGAGGAAAGCAGCAGAAGCAGAGGGCGACAACCUUCGACAUGCUUCCAACGACAGUGGGUCGGGCGCCUCCGCGUGUCAGAGAGAACAAGAGGGAGAACAAGAGAGAGAAGAAACGAAAGAAGCGCGAGAAGAGACCGAAGUGGUUGUGAGCAUAUCUUCUUCGGGAGAAGUCACGAAGAAGUCGAGGAGGCCCGAGAGCGAGGCAGGAGCGCGUGACGAGGAUCUUUCUUUCGAGGAAAAAUUCAAGAAAUACUCCAGCAGAAGCGCCUCCUCGCUCGAAGCCGUCCAAGCUGUCCAAGAACAGGUGAAGGAGAGCAUGUUGAGUCUCUGGCAGCAGGCGGCUCCGAUUUCGCAGGAGGCGCAGAAGUUCUUCGAGCACGCUGUUGCGGCAGUGGUUGGGAACGACGAGGAAGUCGAAGCCAUGGAAAACGGAGACGACCGCUCGUGGACAGCUGAAGAGAUUUCGCGGCUGAAGCAAAUCAACCAGUUGCUGUGGAAGGCGGAGGUCGAUCUGGAGAACGUGGAAGACAUCCUCGCGCGCUUCCAACAGAGUCACUUAGAGCUCGCACGGGGCAUUGUCGCCUCCGUCUCAGGUUUAAAUCAGAAACUUUCUGAAGAAGUCCACCGAUGGGGUUCGCAGCUGACCUCGUUCAUGUCGGACUUUGUGAGUCGUCUCAACACGCUGCCUGCGGCUCUCGUUGCGGACGACGCGCAGGCGGCGCUGCGGGCGACGGCGGCCUCGGCCUCGUCAUCUCUCGCAGGCGCAGGUCGCCGACGAGUCGUUUCGUCUCCGGUGGAGAGCGAAGCGGAGCGGCGGCAGGCGCCGGACCUCUUCGACAGAGUGCCUCCGCCACCCACGAUCUGAGGCAGAGAACGAGGCUGGAGCAGAGAGGCGCAGAGGGCGGGAGGAGAGAGAAGAGAGCAGAAGAAGAGAAGAGAAGGUGAGGGGGGAAAUGAGAGAAAAGGAGAGGGAAGCAGGAGUGGAAUUGCAGAGGCGGAGAAAGGAGAGAAAGAGGGAGGUCUUUCCUGUGGAGGAGAGGGUCAAGGCAAGAGCUUUUUUCGGAGGCGAGAAAGAAAACGAGAAAGAAACGCGACCAGAAAAAGUCAAUCUUUUGCGGCCAGUCCAGGAGGUGCUCCCAUUCUUCGGCAGAGAAACGGAAGGCGUUGCAAAGAGAAGAACGGUCGUCAGUCACUCGAAAGACAAGUAAAGGAUUCCGACGUUCUUCGGCGUUUGUGUUGAGCGACUGCUCCCUGACUUCCGGAGUUUCUGUGGAAAGGAAAGGUUUGCUUCUUCGUCUUCCUUGAAUUUGAACGUUGCGCACACAGGCGCUUGCUGCAGGCGUGAGGUGUACACACACCGGAACGAGGCCCUGAGCGCCUCCUCUCUGUCCUUGGUUUUGCGCGAGACGCUGCGUCUCGCUGGUCUUGCCCUUGCCCGCUCGGUUUCUUCCUGCGUUUUUAGCGUUUUUUCACAGCGACGCAAAUCCAUCUGCCCCGACCGCCGUUUGUCUGACGCACUUUGUGGGGUGCGUACGUACACCUGAGGGACUCCAGCGGGGCUGCAGCAGAGCUUUGUUUUCGGCUGUUGCGUCUUGUUUCCGUAAAUGCUUUCACAGCAGAAACCGCUCCCUUUUCUUCGAGGAAGUAAAAACAAGUGUGGUGUUCGAGUCAUGGAAAACCCCAAGGGCAUGUAAGUUUUCAUAUAUAUGUAUAUGUAUAUAUAUAUAUAUAUGUAUGUCUAUAUCUGUAUAUACAUGUAUAUAUUGAUACGGUGUUUCUUGUGAGGGUUUUGGACGUUUUGAGAGCUGGAUUAGGCUUCUUGGCGGUUCCAAGUUUUUUCCGACUUUUUGUGGCACCUUUGAUCUCCGAUGUCGCGUCUGUAAACUAUGGAAAAAGUGAAACUCGCAGCGAGAGGCGAAAGUCUCUCCUUUCGCGAAAGCUCGUCCUCGGGGCUCGCAAACGAACUUUUCAUUUUUCCCUCAAAGCAUAGAUUGACGA